Messenger RNA from Angiostrongylus costaricensis, 1333 nucleotides. NCBI's taxonomy places the organism in Eukaryota, Metazoa, Nematoda, Chromadorea, Rhabditida, Metastrongylidae. The record is from the annotation of a GenBank genome assembly.
GAUGAGAGUGAUAAUAUUCGCAUUUUUGGUCACUAUCGUCAGAGCACGGAUUCUGGAGAGCUCGGAAGCUAGAGCUGAACGAUCCGAAGAUGGUUUUGAAGUGAAAGCAAAAGAGAGAUAUAACUUACUCAGAAAUGAGAGGAAUGCGGAUGGAACAAUGAAGUUUCUAGAGCAAUUGCACAAUAUGGAGAAAGAAAUAAGUAACGAACUCACUCUAUCUCUUGAGCAGAAUGCUGAAUUAUUAAAUGAGAUGAAGAAUUACGUCGAAAUCAAAAAGGAUCACAUCCAACCACUGGGUGAUACAAUCGAAGAAAUCAAUCACAACAGCAAAGUGGACACAGCACUAUUCCAAGGAGACAUGAUCCUCACCAAAGAACAAGUCGAGGAGAUGAUGGAAGGUAUUGAAGAGAACAAAAGCAAUCGCAUCAAACGACAAGCAUACCGCGACAAGAGUUAUCCCAAAACCUUGUGGUCAAACGGAGUAUACUACUCUUUUUAUUCGAACGCAACCCUAGCAGCGAAAAGAGUGUUCAAGAAAGCUGCCGAGACCUGGCAGAGAGAAACGUGCAUUAAUUUCUUUGAAAGCAACACAGCACCGGAUAGGAUUCUCGUUAUCAAUGAAGAUGGCUGUUGGUCUAAUGUAGGAAGAGUUGGAGGAGUACAGGCUCUCUCUCUUGGAGGUGGAUGCGAAUCGGUUGGGACCGCUGCACACGAGAUUGGACACGCAUUAGGUUUCUUCCAUACGCAGUCGAGGCACGAUCGUGACGACUUCAUCACGCUUUUAACAAAGAACUUCUUGGUAAUUUUAAGAGAAACUAAUAAUAUAAACAGUUACAAACGUAAAGAUAUGGACGGUUGGUUGUCCCAGUUUACGAAAGAAAGCAAGCGGUUUAACUACAAUUAUAACCUUACCUACGACUAUGGAAGUGUUAUGCACUAUGGAGCAACGGGUGUCUCUAAGAACGGAGAGCCCGUAAUGAUACCACGCGACAUGAAAUAUAUACAAACCCUUGGCUCACCAAUAAUUUCAUUUUACGAUAAACUCAUGAUGAAUUUGCAUUACAAAUGUCUGAGCAUGAAUGCUCCACCUGGUUCUAAGAUUGAAGUAGUGCUUGACGGCUACCCAACCGGCUUUGCUAUCGACGGUUGCGAAUACGCUGGAGUUGAGAUCAAAACAGGAAGCGAUAAACGUCAUACUGGUUACAGAUUCUGCGCUCCAGAAAACGUUGGAACAUCAUUGGUUUCGACACACAAUAUCGUGCCUGUGAUUACUUACAGCAACAGGGCUCGUGAUGCUACAACCGUUUUACGUUACCGAAUAAGCCGUCGUUGA